Molecule: messenger RNA, 1884 nt
Organism: Coregonus sp. 'balchen'
Lineage: Eukaryota; Metazoa; Chordata; Actinopteri; Salmoniformes; Salmonidae
Source: the annotation of a GenBank genome assembly
CAGCUGUCUGUCUCAUCUUCCCUCCUCCCUCGUUUCCAGGUCAGGGGAGAGGCAGGGUAAGACCUGCCCAGUAGAUGAAGGGAUGUUUGACUCUGGUCCAGCAGGAGUGGUGAUGGCCUGUUUUACCACUAGGGAGAACUAGAGCAUUUUCAGUCAUCUGGCCUCUCCUCACCCCUCUCUCAUUGUCUCUCCUUUCAUCUUUCCUUCUCUCCCUCUUCUCUACUCUCCUUUUCUCACUCUGGUCUUUGUUCUCCACCAAGUCUCUCUCUCUCUCUCGUUGUUUUUCACCAUUGAGGUGUGUAUGUGUUACAGGUGCGGCGGGGUGUGUGGCCACAUUGCUUCAUGACGCAGCCAUGAACCCAUCUGAAGGUAAAUCUAUCCAUCUAUAAAUCUGUAUCUUUCCCUCUCUUAAACCUGUUUUUCUCGAUCUCACACAUGGUGUGUAUUCAGGUGACUGAGACGUUAUUUGCUGCAGAUAAAUUGCUGUAUCAGAGCUCCCUCUGCAGCUGUAGCUCCUAGGGCCUCCUCAAGGGCCUAGCCUGUUUACUCUGCACUGCUCGCUAGGGUGGGGAGGGCAGGGUGGAGGGGGAGACAGAGAGAAAGAGGGUAAGGUGGUGGGGAGGAGCAGGGCCUAGAAUGAAAGAGCAAUGGAUACUGGGAUAAAGAUGAAGGGAGCGAGCAGGGUUGAGAGGGAGGAGGAGGGGAGAUGUGGAGAAAGAUGCUCCCUUGGGGUCCUGUCCCCUCUGUACUGAACCCAACCAUCAGCUGUAGACUAGAGAGGACUUUGAUGGGUAUCCUUCCACUGACAUGCCUGGACAGGUGAUCCUCAGGCAGCUGUGUAGGGUGGAGGCCAGGGACAUAGGUGCUAGUCUCAGAUUCCAAGGUAACACCUGGGUCACUGCUUUGAACUUCAGCAGCCUAAAUAAAUCUCUGUGAAUGUCUUAAUUAAUCUUAACAUCCUAAUGCCCUCCUCAGCCUUGGAGGAUGUUAUGACUGUGCAGUUUUUUUUAUUUAUCUGGUCAAUAAUUUUUGUCUUUCUUUUUUAUCCUCUGGACUAUGUUCCUGGUCCCUAAUGAUGGAAACACACCUGCCAAUCCUUCCUUCCAUCCCUCCAAUCCUCCCCUCCCCUCCUCCUCUUUACUCACCUAUCCAUCCUUCCUUCCUCUCUGCCUCACAUUCCCUUAUUUUUUCCUUUAUACUGCUCUCAUCUGUCUUUCCCCCAUUCUCUUCCUCUCGUCUGGCUAUUCCUCUGUCUCUCCUUCCGUCUGUUUUUCUCCCUCUGCAUCCACCCCCCCCCCCCCCUCUCUCUCUCCCUGUCCAGUGGUGAAGCAGCGUUUGCAGAUGUAUAACUCUCCAUACCGUGGUGUGAUGGACUGUGUGCGCGCCGUUUGGCAGAAUGAGGGCGCCGCAGCCUUCUACCGCUCCUACACCACACAGCUCACCAUGAACGUCCCCUUCCAGGUGCUCCACUUCAUGACCUACGAGUCCCUCCAGGAGCUCCUCAACCCCCACAGACAGUACAACCCCUCCUCACACAUGGUGUCUGGGGGCCUGGCCGGGGCAAUCGCUGCUGCAGCCACCACCCCUCUGGAUGUCUGCAAGACCCUGCUCAACACCCAGGAGUCCCUGGUGGGGCUCCUCGCUGCAGGCCAGGGUGGAGGUCAGGCACAGGGGACACACAGACACAUCACAGGCCUGGCCCAUGCCUUCCGGACAGUGUACAGGCUGGGCGGCCUGCCUGGGUUCUUUAAAGGAGUCCAGGCCAGGGUGAUCUAUCAGAUGCCCUCCACAGCCAUCAGCUGGUCUGUCUAUGAGUUCUUCAAGUACGGAAUCACCAAGCACCAGCACGAGAAGAGGAUAGCGCAGCGGAGGGAGGGAGAGAAG